Bombina bombina (fire-bellied toad) is the source of this 4404-nucleotide messenger RNA. RefSeq names its product protein phosphatase 1 regulatory subunit 13B (gene PPP1R13B). Gene Ontology annotation, molecular function: transcription factor binding; p53 binding. Gene Ontology annotation, cellular component: nucleus. Lineage: Eukaryota; Metazoa; Chordata; Amphibia; Anura; Bombinatoridae. The record is from RefSeq and is a predicted model, not a curated record. The transcript has 18 exons. The coding region runs from base 241 to 3663 and encodes 1140 amino acids. Gene Ontology annotation, biological process: negative regulation of cell cycle; apoptotic process; regulation of apoptotic process.
GGAGGAGGACAGCCUGGAAGGGAGGAGGACGGAGAGCCUGGAAGGGAGGAGGACGGAGAGCCUGGAAGGGAGGAGGACGGAGAGCCUGGAAGGGAGGGGGAGAGGCCUGCCCUACGAAUCCGCAGCCAUUUCAUGUUUGAGUUUAUCAGGCUGCUCCGAGCAACGUAACAGAGAACUCCCCUUAUACUGGGCACCCGCAUCUGGUACCCGGUGCGGCCCGGGACAUUGCCCACUGCGGACAUGAUGCCGAUGAUUUUAACAGUGUUUCUAAGCAACAAUGAACAAAUAUUGACAGAGGUCCCAAUCACACCUGAAACAACAUGCCGUGAUGUAGUGGAGUUUUGUAAGGAGCCGGGAGAGGGGGCGUGUCAUCUUGCAGAAGUGUGGCGUGGGAACGAACGCCCUUUACCGUUUGAUCACCUGAUGUUUGAGCAUCUGCAGAAGUGGGGACCUCGCAGAGAGGAAGUGAAAUUCUUCCUGCGCCAUGAGGAGUUUCCAGCUGAAACCAAUGAACAGACUGCGCGCCACGCCCCAAAUCAAAGAAAUGGUGUUACUGGAGAGAAACGACUAGAAAAUGGGGUUGGAAAUCCACGUGUUGAACUUACACUUUCAGAACUUCAAGACAUGGCUUCCCGUCAACAGCAUCAGAUAGAGAACCAGCAACAGAUGCUGGUUGCAAAGGAGCAGCGUUUACGUUAUUUGAAGCAACAGGAACGACGUCAGCUGCAAACGGUUUCUGAGACUGAAAAGCUUCAAAAACUGAAAGAGCGCGUGGAAACCCAAGAAAGCAAGCUCAAGAAAAUCCGAGCAAUGAGAGGACAAGCGGACUACAGCAAAGUUAUGAAUGGAAACCUGUCUACUGAAAUUGAGCACAUCACGGACAUGUUUCAAGAAAAACAGCAGGAGCUGCAGGCAGCGGUGUUGAAGGUGGAGCAGCUCACUCAGCAGCUGGAAGACUUGCGCAAGGGGAAGUUAAACGGGUUCCAAUCUUACAAUGGACAAAUGACUGGACCUGCGGCACUGGAACUGAAAAAACUCUAUCAAGAACUACAGAUCCGGAAUCGACUUAACCAGGAACAAAAUACAAAGCUUCAUCACCAGAAGGAACUCUUAAACAAGCGUAACACGGAGGUGGCUAUCAUGGACAAGCGAAUCAACGAGCUGCGCGAACGUCUGUACAAGAAAAAAGUUGAGGCACGUCAAAAAGAAAACAUUCCUUUAAAUCGAAUCAAUGGUACCCCUUCGCCACAAUCCACUUUAUCUGCGUCUGGACGAGUGGCAGCCGUAGGGCCGUACAUACAGGUUCCUAGUUCUGUAAAUUAUACUUUGCCCCCGGAUCCAGUGAAACCGCAGUCUCUCUCGCUUGCUGCCACUGCGACACAUGGAAGGUCUAAAUCUGUAGAGGCAGACAGUGGGGGGCUGAAAAAAUCUCCAGGUCCCUGGAAGAUUUCAGAUUUAGACAUCAUAGUGGAUCCUAUGCUGUCAUCUGUCACUUCCUGUCUUCAGUCUUCUGAUCACAGUGUCAUCCACCAGGCACCUGCUGUCUCUCUGCACCCGAAUGAUGCUAGCUGGCCAACGCUCAAGCAAAAUACCGCGGGAAAGCCGUCUCCACACAGCACUUCAGACUGGAAGGAAUCUACUGUAGAUGGAACAUUCAAAACUGGAACUAUAUCCAACCAGCCCCUUCCUACUGCUGCGAUUGGGCCCACUGAUAAAUUGGCUCCUGAUGUUGGUAAACUCCCUCCACAGAUGCCUGGAGUGAGCAAAACUUUGUCCCAUACCUAUGGCAUGUAUCCAAAUGCUCUUCCUUUGAGUGCAACAAAUUCUCUGGAGAGGAGGAAGGAUGGAAGCCUACCACGACCAGGGUCUGGGCCCACAACUCGUCCCCGACCUCUGCCCCUACCUUCAUCAAGCAACGUCCACCCUCCAGGCUCCUCGCAACAGAUCCAGCAAAGAAUUUCUGUACCCCCCAGUCCUACAUACCAACCCUCUUCAUCGCCCUUGUUCCCUACAGCAGAUGCUCGGCCUGAUCCUCCUCUCACUGUGGCCAUUCGACCUUUCAUAGCUGAAAAAGGUUCAAGACCUCAGUCUCCUAGGAAAGGUCCACAGACUGUUAAUUCCAGUUCCAUUUAUUCUAUGUACCUUCAGCAAUCUACGCCACCAAAGAAUUACCAGCAAGCAGUAUACAAUACCCUAAAUAAAUCUGUGAAAGCAGUGUAUGGAAAACCUGUUGUCCAACCUGGAUCCUCCAAUUCCUCACCGUUACCUUUCCUUCAUGGAUCGGGUCCACCCAACUCAUCACAAACUCAUGUUGAUGGCACAGAAAAGGAACAAGACUUAGAAUCCAUUCCACCUUCAACUGAAAAUAGUAACGUGGAAAACAUUCCCCGACCCCUUAGUCCCACCAAAUUGACUCCAAUAGUUCACUCACCCCUACGUUAUCAAAGUGAUGCGGACCUUGAAGCACUUAGGAGAAAGUUGGCCAAUGCUCCUCGACCAUUAAAAAAACGGAGCUCUAUAACAGAACCUGAGGGCCCCAGUGGACCAAACAUACAAAAAUUGCUCUAUCAGCGCUUUAAUACUCUUGCUGGUGGAAUAGAGGCAACCCCCUUUUAUCAACAAGGUAAUUCACAAGACUUUGGAGGCAUGUUGGCAGAUGUUGACAAUGGGAACACCAACACUAAUGGCAAUAUGGAGGAUUCUGUUCCUAUGCAACCACCAAUGGUCUCACAUUCUCCUGAACCACCGAUUCCAUCAGAUGAUAACGAUAAUAAGUUACCAUCUCCAAUCACAGAGGAAAUUAUUAGUAGUGAAUUUAACGAGAUCUCAGAAACAACUGAGGACAAUAAUAAUAACCCAGCCUCCCUCCCUUCCAAUGAAAAGACUCCAAGCCCCAUACUUGAAGUUGCAUCUCCAGUCAAGGAGGAGCAUCCUUCUCCAUCACCACAACCACCCGUUGUCCCUGUCCCUGUACCCAAUCAGGUGAAACGCACAAACCUAAAGAAGCCCAAUUCAGAGAGGACCGGCCAUGGGCUAAGAGUAAAAUUCAAUCCAUUGGCGCUUCUUCUUGACGCAUCAUUAGAAGGAGAAUUUGACCUGGUACAAAGAAUUAUAUAUGAGGUUGAAGAUCCCAGCAAACCAAAUGACGAGGGCAUCACACCUCUUCACAACGCUGUGUGUGCAGGACACCAUCAUAUCGUUAAGUUUUUGCUUGAUUUUGGGGUCAAUGUAAAUGCAGCUGACAGUGAUGGAUGGACUCCUCUGCACUGCGCAGCUUCGUGCAAUAGCGUCCACCUCUGUAAAAUGCUGGUUGAAUGCGGAGCAGCACUUUUUGCCACCACAAUAAGUGACAUUGAGACAGCAGCCGAUAAGUGUGAAGAGAUGGAAGAAGGAUACAUUCAGUGCUCGCAAUUCCUAUACGGUGUUCAGGAGAAGCUCGGCGUCAUGAACAAAGGUUUGGUGUACGGAUUAUGGCAUUACGAGGCACAGAACGCAGAUGAGUUGUCAUUCCAUGAAGGAGAUGCAAUUACAAUCCUAAGGCGCAAGGAUGAUGUGGAAACAGAUUGGUGGUGGGCGCGUCUCAACGAUAAGGAAGGAUAUGUGCCUAAGAACCUGCUUGGGCUUUACCCAAGGAUAAAACCAAGACAAAGAACUCUGGCCUAAAGAGUAAGGCACAUUGGUAGUACCCUGUACAAGCAAUCUACAGAGAUCAAUCAAUAAGAAAACAUUUCAUCUGGAUUUGCAGCUGUAUCUUCUGUGCUUCUUCACACAAAAACCUAAAUCUAUGUACACAACGUAUUCUACCCCUUAAAUAAACUCAUUUCCAUUUACUGUGGUAUAAACCAAAUGUUCUCAGAGCCAAACUAAAUAUAUAACAUUUCUUGAGACUGUUCAUAAAAAACCAUUCACCUAAGGUGUAGAUAUGCUAUGUUAUGUUGUAUUCUGGUACCACACUAAUCGCAGUUCAGUUCCUUCACACGUUGUUUAACAAAGAUCUUUCUGCUUCUGCCAGUACAGUUUUAGUGGCAGUGGCAGUGGUUACAGUAGGAGCUGUUUCCUGUAGAUACUCCUCUUAGGCACUGAACAGCAGCCUUUUUCUGUUGUAUUUUGCUUGCCCUAACAUUGUGUUUUGAUUAGUGAAUUUAUAGAAGAGAGGGGUCCCUUUAAUUGCCAGUUGAAAGUGUAUACAGCUGUGCAGUCGGCACUAAAUUAUUUUACGAAGACACAGUAUAUUGAGGACUUUGUAUGUCUGCAUGAAUGAAAGUGUAUACAGCUUUGCAGUCGGCACUAAAUUAUUUUACGAAGACACAGUAUAUUGAGGACUUUGUAUGUCUGCACGAAUGAAAGUGGCAUAUUUAAGAAAGUAGCAAGGAUGAAAGCAAAAGAAUGUUAGGUAGCAUUGUG